AGCUAUAAAAAGGAACCGGUUUAACGGUACACGUGAGCCGCAGAUCAGUAUUGCGAUUUAGCGCUAUAUAUAGGCUGGCAGAACAAGAAUUUCACCCCUAACAAGCCUACUAGAGCAGGCAGUUUUUAAAAGCAGUGUUUCACACUUGCGGAUUUGACAACCAUUUGGCCGUCGAUCGAGAGAUUAUUUUUAUCACGAUGAAAGCAACAGUAAUGGCUGUAGUCUGUGUCGCUGCGUGCUUGAGCAUCCGUGCAAGUGCAAUAUCGCCGUACGGAUUAGAAAGGUCGCGGUUUCACAAGAAACGAUUGUGGAACAGUGUCGAUGUUAAUGACCUCCACAAGUAUGACCUUGACGAUGACCCCCAGGGCUAUUGUGGUUACCUAACUCAACCCAUGGACCACUUUGACCCUCUGGUCAACAAGCAUUUCAACCAGCGCUACUGGGUCGUUGACAAGUACUGGAAAUCCAAGAGCCAUCCAGUCUUCCUGUACGAGGGAGCGGAAGGGGAACUGUUGUUGGACGAGGUGGCAAAUGGCCAUCACGCUGAAAUGGCGCAAGCUCAUGGCGCCCUCAUCCUUGGGUUUGAGCACCGUUUCUAUGGCAACAGCACCACCAAGGAAGGACUGUUACUGAGCGAAUUGCAGUACCUCUCCAGCCAGCAGCAACUGGCCGAUCUGUCGGUGUUUCGCGUCUUCGCAGAGAAGAAGUUGGGCAUGUCCGGCACCAACACUUGGAUUGUGAUUGGGGGUUCGUACGCAGGCGCCUUGUCAGCUUGGUUUAGAUUGAAGUACCCCCAUCUAGUGUAUGGCUCUGUAGCCUCGUCAGCUCCCGUGCGCGCUCAGGCCAACUUCGAAGGGUACAACGAAGUGGUAGCCGCCAGCUUUGCAGACCCGAUCGUGUUUGGUUCGGAACAGUGCGUCGCCAGCAUCAGACAAGGCUUUGGCAAGAUUGAGCAAAUGAAACAGGCAGGCGAACUCGCCCAAAUCGUCAAAGACUUCAACACCUGCCAGAAUAUGACUGACCCCAACGACUUCAAGACCUUCGCCAGCGAUCUCCAAGGCAAUUUCAUGAGUGCUGCACAGUUCAAUCAAGUCGAAGGAAACGUCUCAAGCAUCGGGUCAUUGUGUCAACAAAUGAUGGUUCCAGAUCCGUAUCAGGCUCUAGUCAAAAUGUUUAACUCAGGAAACUGUUUGGAUGUUUCAUUUAAAGACUUCCUCACAAUGCUGACAGACGUCACCUUUGAUCCCGGCGAUUUUUAUCGACAGUGGUUCUAUCAAACUUGCACUCAGUUCGGAUACUAUCAUACUUGUGACAAGAACACAACGUGCAUGUUCCUACCAGAAGUCGAUCUGGACUACUACUUUGCCUGGUGUAAAGGUGGAUACAACAUCCCGUCCUUUGAUGUAUUGGAACAAGUGAACUUCACCAAUGCGUACUACGGAGCGGACAACCCUACAGGAACAAGAGUGGUCUUUGUUGAUGGUACCAUUGAUCCGUGGCACGCCCUGAGCGUACUGAAAGAUCUACCAGAGGGUCUCAAGUCCGUAUUCAUGAAAGGCACCUCUCACUGCGCGGAUAUGCAUCCCUCUCUGCCUGGCGAUGCCCCGGCACUCAAGGCGGGCAGACUGGAGAUUGAAAAGAUCGUCAGCGGCUGGCUGAUGCAGGCGGAAAUGGAAAAGAGACAAAAAUAGAUGCGCUCUUCGUUAAGAAAUGAGAAGAAGUUUAACAUUGCGACAUAAUGUAGCCUAACUGCAACCUAAUUAUUCAGGUGACUGAGCAAGAAUUAAUUGAAAUAAUCGAUCGACUCUAAUUUCUCUUGAUAUAGCACAUAUCCUUAACACUAGAGUAAACGCUCACAAGUGUCUAUGCGAGAUAGGUACAGCGAGAUAGGCACAGAGGACACUAGAACACUACAGGAUUUCCCUCUCUGACAUGGGCUUCGAUAGCUGCAAGGGGUGUGCUUGCCCCCCCCCCCCC
Patiria miniata (bat star) is the source of this 1977-nucleotide messenger RNA. RefSeq names its product thymus-specific serine protease-like. Gene Ontology annotation, molecular function: serine-type exopeptidase activity; dipeptidyl-peptidase activity. The record is from RefSeq and is a predicted model, not a curated record. The transcript is spliced from 10 exons. Gene Ontology annotation, biological process: proteolysis. The coding region runs from base 198 to 1691 and encodes 497 amino acids. NCBI's taxonomy places the organism in Eukaryota, Metazoa, Echinodermata, Asteroidea, Valvatida, Asterinidae. Gene Ontology annotation, cellular component: lysosome; endosome.